This is a messenger RNA of Morone saxatilis (striped sea-bass), 879 nucleotides long. RefSeq names its product extensin-like. Bases 207 to 761 code for a protein of 184 amino acids. The transcript has 2 exons. NCBI's taxonomy places the organism in Eukaryota, Metazoa, Chordata, Actinopteri, Moronidae. The record is from RefSeq and is a predicted model, not a curated record.
AGAGACAGGGCCUGAAACACGUCCUUCUGGUCCUUUAGGUUAGGAUUAGGGUUAGGGUUAGUCUCAUCUGAGACUUUAUUCUUGUUAUUUCUCUGAAUUUCUGACAACAAACUGUUUAAUCAGUAACAGUAGAAGUAAAAACUUGUCAUGUGACCAUUCAUCAUCUCAUUGUCUGUUUUCAUUCAUCUGAUCAUCUUUUGUUUUUCAUGUCAUUUCUAUCAGUUCUUACCACGCCCACAACAGGAGUGCCAACUAUAGCCCCUCCAACUCUGCACCACCAGGCCCCUCCCACUGCACACAAACAAGCCCCUCCCCCUGUCAAUAAUCAUCCGCCUCCUGUCAUACGCAUUCAAGCCCCACCUCCUACACCAGCAUCUGCAACAGCACCUGCCCAAGCCCCACCCCCAGCACCUGUCCAACCCCCGCCCCCAGCUCCAGCACCUGUCCAAGCCCCACCCCCAGCUACAGCACCUGUCCAAGCCCUAUCCAUAGCCCCUGUACCUGACCCAACAGCUUCCCAAAUCCUGCCUGCUGCUCCAACUCCUGCUCAUGCUCCGCCCCCUGUCCAGGCAACAGCUCCAGUCCUGCCCCCAGCCCCUGUAGUCCAAUCCCAGCCACCUCCUGAACCCAUCCUUCCUCCUGCACCUGCAUCGACUCCUGCCCCAACACCUAUCCCUGGCCCCUCCCCUGCCCCGCCUCCACAGACUCCAGAGCCAGACCGACGCUCAGCAACACCUGGAGGGACCAGAAAAGGCAAGUGAGAGUCUCAAGUGGAUCUGAUGAUGUUUAGCUGAUCCUUGUUAAAGUGAUCAGGUGUUGUCCAGGUUGAUGGUUCAGGUGUUGAUGGAUCAGGUGUAGUUGGAUCAGGUGUAGAUGGUU